Molecule: messenger RNA, 3527 nt
Organism: Salmo salar (Atlantic salmon)
Lineage: Eukaryota; Metazoa; Chordata; Actinopteri; Salmoniformes; Salmonidae
Product: forkhead box protein G1-like
Biological process (GO): regulation of transcription by RNA polymerase II
Cellular component (GO): nucleus
Molecular function (GO): sequence-specific double-stranded DNA binding; DNA-binding transcription factor activity
Source: RefSeq, a predicted model, not a curated record
AAGCGUGUAGAUGUUUAAACAUUGUAUUGCAUGAUGGACUAUUAAAGGGGACCCCAUAUCAAAUUGAGAAAAUAGAGAAGGUGAAACAUAAAUGCUGCUUCAUACUGUGUGCCUUGAUGUUGCAACGCAUCUUACCUGUCAACUGUUGUGCAGGAAGCUGCAUGCUCGUCUAGGCUACACAAUCUGCUCUCGUUUAAGUUCUCCGCUUGUUUACUUACUUUACGAGUUUACCUACUCCUGAAUUACUUACACACCUUCACAUAAUUCGGCUUUGAUGGGCUGUUUGCCAGGUUAUAGUGUAACCAGACGGAAAGGAGUGGCGAGAGGCGGUCCCAGAGGGCAGACGCAGGUGAGAGGUUUGAGUUUCACGCUCCUCGGAAGUGUUAAAAUUGAGCCUGGGAGAUCAUCUGUCAGUCAGUGAAAUUGGCAGCGCACUAAACUAAUCGCAAAGUUUGUUGUAUACGGCUUGUGUGACUAUGCAUGUUCGCAUCAGGAUUGUUGAGCAGGAGUUUAAGCACGAGUGGCGCAUUUUGUCUUUGUCACCCCAAGACGACGUGCGUAUUAUUUCGUGGAUUUAGACGUUCCUUCUCUUCAGACUGCCAGACUCCGUGGGAAGUGGGUGAUGUUGAACAUGGAGGAUUUGAAAGCCCCUGUCAGAUUUUUCCACAAGUCUUCAUUCAGCAUCAGCAGCCUGCUGUUUCGACGAGAGGGAGUGAUGAGUGAUGACGGUGCCGUGCUGGAUGGGCAUCUUUCCAGAAAACACAUUUCUUCGGGGCCAUCUACUAGGCCUAAAGAAAUUUGUGCUCAAGAUGGAACAUAUGAUUUACAUGGAGACAAAAACUGUCAUAAAGAAUACGCAGUCCAAGAGGACAAACGACUCUCCAGAAAUGGAGAAAGGGAAGACGGAGAAGAUACCGAUGGAGUGGGAGAGGUGAAGACAUGUGGAGGAGUAGAGGGAAAAGCUAAACCGGAGAAACCUCCUUUCAGCUAUAACGCAUUGAUAAUGAUGGCUAUUCGCCAGAGCCCGGAGCGAAGGCUUACCCUCAACGGCAUUUACGAGUUCAUCAUGGGCAACUUCCCUUACUAUCAAGAAAAUAGACAAGGAUGGCAGAAUUCAAUCCGACAUAACCUGAGUUUGAACAAGUGCUUCGUCAAAGUACCUCGCCAUUAUGAUGACCCAGGCAAAGGCAACUACUGGAUGCUUGACCCUUCAAGCGAGGACGUGUUCAUAGGUGGCUCAACUGGUAAACUCCGGCGCCGUUCCACGGCGGGCACCCAGACAAAGCUGGCAAUAAAACGGGGUGCCCGUUUGACCUCCACCACUGCCACCGGGCUGGCGUUCACUGGGUCCUUUUAUUGGCCGGUGCCAUCGUUUCUAAACCUUCAACCUCCUGCGAACUCACACCCGGGCAUGGGGUCAUAUGUAGGGCCCAAUCACUCCAACUAUGCCACCUCGAUCCUUUCUCAACGGUCACACCACAUGAGUGCCAUAAAUGCUGGAGCAGACCGACUCUUCCAAACAAACCAGGAAUCAUCUUAUUUUGGCAUGGGUGCAGGCGCGCAGUACCGUCGACAUCACCAAAUGAGCGCAGCCACAACAUUCGCCUCUUCAUCGUUGCCAUGCACUUUGUCUCUCCCUAACCCUUGUUCCUUUAACCUGCUCAACCGACAAGCUAGUUAUUUUUACUCGCAUCACCAGGUACCCCACCCGGCGACAUUCAAUACAUGGUGCCAGGAGGAGUACCCCCCAACCAAGGCAUCUCCAGCCGGACCCGUUUACUCCGGAAAAAAUGGGCCAUCGGAUUGCUUGGGGAGUUUGUGUGCGGAGUUCCCUAAUUAUUUUCCCUCAAGCAGCCCCAUGAGCUCCCUCAACACCAAUCUUUCUUGGGAUGCAGGGAAAUGACCAUAUUUAAAUUAAAAACGUCAGUUUCUCUUUAUGGAUGAAAAUCUUUCUAAUGUCUGCCAAUGCUGCGAAAUUGAUUCAAAUAAUUUAUGUGAGUUUACUAUUUCCCAAAUAGGCAUAUCUGUCUUUGGAAAGAAAACAAUUAUUUAAUAUUUUUUAAAUUAAUAUUAAUUUAAUAUUGCCAAUCACGCUUUAAUGUGCAAUUUCAUCUAAACGUACAAAAAAAACGCCAUUCACCAUUAAAAUAGUUUUCAGUGCAAUAACCUAUAAUUGUUGUAUUAUUUCACGAAUAAUUAAUGGUCAAUAGUUGUGGUGCUUUCAGAUCAUAAAAAAAAAAAAUAUUCCUUUCGUUAGUAUUUUAUUUUGUAUUUUAAUAGACCACUAAUUAUACAUCACAAGAUGAAAGAGAGAUGAGAAAAUUAUGCUGUAUUUUAAUUAUUGCGCAUGAAGUAAGAGUUUCAUAAUGAGGAAUAAUGUCGUGAAAAUAACAAACUAUUUGGUAUCUGUGAAGGUAAUUAUCAUGGUCGAGGUUGUUAUUGCGAGAUUUUACAUCAUCGUUUAGGCUACUUUUACACAGGCUAAACUUCUCUCUGAGAAGUUUGUAUUCGUUUUUUUCGUUCUUGGUGUUAUAACUUCGUUUUGCGAUUCGUAGGCUUAGUUCUUAGGGAUGUGGGCUAUAUGAAACAUUAACCAUUUAAUUAAAAAAUAAAAUAAAUAAAAAUAUCUUGUCCGACUGUGUUCCAUAGGUGCUCUCCAGAUAUUUCCAUUAAUAUAACAUAUCUUCUGACAACUGGAUGUGUUUUAACAAUUCACUGUUAUUAUCUUAAAACAAACUUGAAAGAACAAUUGUCUUCAUAAAUGUCCUCUAUCAAUCUUAUUGUAUGUAGCCUCGUUAUUCUUAUUGUGUUACUUUUUAUUAUUACUUUUUAUUUGAGUCUACAUGGUAAAUAUUUUCUUAUCUCUUGAACUGCACUGUUGGUUAAGGGCUUGUAAGUAAGCAUUUCAUGGUAAAGUCUACACUUGUAUUCAGCGCAUGUGACAAAUAAAGUUUUAUUUGAUUUGAUAUUGCUUGAUGAAGGUUGUGCGUAAUUAAUGGUUUGCCCUUUGGUCAUCUUUGGUCAUGUCUGAAAAAGUAUUGGAAAUAUAGUGUUUACUCUGAUGCUAUUAAAAUAAUGUAUACAUUACAGACAAAAGACCAGAAUUAUUUUGAUGUUCCUGAAUUAAAGGUAAAAGUUCCUCAUAAAAAUAUAUAGGCUAAGAUUUUUCUCUGUAUGCACUAGCCUAUUACUUCAAAAUCAAAUCUGCAGUGAUUGUCUCCAUUUGUGUUUGUAAAUGUAUCUCAAUUGUCUCAAUGCUCAAUAUGACACAAUGCUGUGUUAUGCACUUCUUACAUUUUAGAAAAUAACUAUACUAAAUAUGCUUUGAGAAAUGAUUCAUCCCAGAGGUGGUGACUGUAUGUCUUGCAUGAUUUGUACUGUAUCUGCACUAGCUAUCUUUUUCCCUUUUAAGCCUGAAAAUGUUUGUUUACAGGGAACUCUGUGCAUGUCAUAUACUGUAGGCUAUACGUGUAAUUAAUUUGAUCCAUUUUAUAAUGUGUGUGCAAUAAAAACAAAAAUAGUGAUAU